CACAACCUUUUGCAGAAGUUUUCAAAGGCCUUGGGCAAUUGAAAGAUGUCGAGUAUGAAAUGAAGCUGAAACCUGGAACUGUUGGAGUCGUCGUGCCGGCCAGGAGAGUUCCAGUUGCUCUUCAAGACAAGGUGAAGGCGGAACUUCAGCGCAUGGAAGAGCAAGGCGUCAUAACCAAGACAGAAGUCCGCUACCUAGGUCACAUCCUGACCACGAAAGGCCUGCACCUGUACCCGGACCGCGUAAAUGACAUCCUGGCGAUGCCGCCACCCUCAAACACAUCAGAAACCCGCCUUAAGGACCUUCUUGGAGCAACCAAUGAGGACCCCGAACUCUCAAACCUGCAUGACUACGCGGAAUCAAGCUGGCCUGAUAACAAGCAAGACGUCCCAGAAAUCGUCCGUCCCUACUGGGCGUACCGCGAGGAGAUACACACUCAAGACGGCCUUCUGUUUCGCAGCAAUAAGAGGCUGAUGGGACGACAGACGCGGACGCUGCUACCAGUACCAACAAGCCACCUGGAGCCGGAGACUGUGCCAAGCAAAGCUGUCCACAACCGCCUCAAGGAGAUCCGUCAGCGGCAGAUGACCUUCUACAACCGCAACUCCCGAAACCUGCCGCCAUUGUCACCGGGGCAACAGGUCACGACGUACGACACACGCCAGCGAACCUGGUCGCCAGCCGUCAUCCUGAGACCAGCGGGCACCCCGCGUUCAGCGAUUCUUCAGACUGAAGACGGCCGCGAGAUUCGACGCACAAGAGAGCACCUAAGGGAGGCAGCAUCCCAGCCGGACUCAAGUCGACCUUUAACCGAAGACCGACCGGCAGACCAGGACAUCAACGAGCCCAGUCAAGAGCUACGCAGAAGUACCCGAGAACACCGGGAACCCUGCCGGUACCCACUGCCCGAAAGACUGUAACAAAGCCCCUUCCCCUUUCCCAUUCUCCUUUAAAGAGGGGAGAUGUAGCAGGGCACAAGCUGUGUCAUGCUAGUGAAAGAGCUCACCCAAUCAUGUACCGUAGAACGUCCUACGUCACACCGUUCCUCGCCUUGAUAAAGGCGCACUUCGUAACAAUAAACAUCAUUCAUCACC
Messenger RNA from Ixodes scapularis (black-legged tick), 1094 nucleotides. RefSeq lists its product as uncharacterized. NCBI's taxonomy places the organism in Eukaryota, Metazoa, Arthropoda, Arachnida, Ixodida, Ixodidae. The record is from RefSeq and is a predicted model, not a curated record. The transcript is spliced from 4 exons. The coding region runs from base 60 to 920 and encodes 286 amino acids.